Emys orbicularis (European pond turtle) is the source of this 5152-nucleotide messenger RNA. It is a transcript of the gene KDM5A, whose product is annotated as lysine demethylase 5A. Gene Ontology annotation, molecular function: DNA binding; histone H3K4me/H3K4me2/H3K4me3 demethylase activity. The coding region runs from base 1 to 5070 and encodes 1689 amino acids. NCBI's taxonomy places the organism in Eukaryota, Metazoa, Chordata, Testudines, Emydidae. Gene Ontology annotation, cellular component: nucleus; chromatin. The transcript has 28 exons. Gene Ontology annotation, biological process: regulation of DNA-templated transcription; chromatin remodeling. The record is from RefSeq and is a predicted model, not a curated record.
AUGUCGGGGGGCGGCGGGUCGCGCUACGCGGCGGAGUUCGUGCCCCCGCCCGAGUGCCCCGUGUUCGAGCCCAGCUGGGAGGAGUUUAGCGACCCGCUCGGCUUCAUCGGCCGGAUCCGCGGCCUGGCCGAGAAAACCGGCAUCUGCAAGAUCCGGCCCCCCAAGGACUGGCAGCCUCCAUUUGCAUGUGAAGUACAAAGUUUUCGUUUUACCCCACGAGUCCAGCGCUUGAAUGAACUGGAGGCAAUGACCAGAGUGAAACUGGACUUCUUGGAUCAGUUAGCAAAAUUUUGGGAACUUCAAGGUUCCACUUUAAAAAUUCCUGUGGUGGAGAGAAAAAUCUUGGAUCUGUAUUCUCUGAGCAAGAUUGUUGCCAGCAAAGGAGGCUUUGAGGUGGUCACUAAAGAGAAGAAAUGGUCCAAAGUAGCUAGUCGGCUAGGCUACCUGCCAGGAAAAGGCACUGGAUCACUGCUGAAGUCUCACUAUGAACGGAUACUGUACCCCUAUGAACUCUUCCAGUCUGGGGUUAGCCUUAUGGGCAUCCAAAAGCCAAACUUGGACCUUAAGGAAAAAGUGGAGGCAGAGGACCUCGGCUCUGAUGCCCAGGCUUCCCCAAAGCAGGGCACAAGAAUGAACGUUGUGCUGAAGAGAACCAGACGCAUCAAAUCCCAGGCAGAGGCAGGAGAGAUGAGUAGAAAUACUGAGCUGAAGAAGCUGCAGAUCUUCGGAGCUGGACCCAAGAUGGUGGGACUGGCAUUGGGAGCAAAGGAUAAAGAAGACGAGGUCUCUCGAAGACGCAAAGGCACCAAGUCAGAAGCAUUUGGCAUGCAGAUGAGGCAGCGCAAAGGGACAAUUUCUGUCAACUUUGUUGAUCUGUAUGUUUGCUUGUUUUGUGGCCGGGGAAACAAUGAGGACAAACUGCUACUGUGUGAUGGAUGUGAUGAUAGCUACCACACUUUUUGCUUGAUUCCCCCUUUGCCUGAUGUGCCCAAGGGUGACUGGAGAUGCCCAAAAUGUGUUGCUGAGGAAUGUAACAAACCGCGUGAGGCCUUUGGAUUUGAGCAGGCUGUCAGGGAGUACACCCUCCAGAGCUUUGGAGAGAUGGCAGAUAACUUCAAAUCUGAUUAUUUCAACAUGCCAGUCCACAUGGUUCCCACUGAGCUGGUGGAGAAGGAGUUCUGGCGACUGGUGAGCAGCAUUGAGGAGGAUGUCAUUGUGGAAUACGGGGCUGAUAUCUCAUCCAAGGACUUUGGAAGUGGUUUCCCUGUGAAGGAUGGCCGUCGAAAGAUGAUGCCAGAAGAGGAGGAGUAUGCACUUUCUGGUUGGAACCUGAAUAACAUGCCAGUGUUGGAACAGUCAGUCCUCGCUCAUAUCAAUGCAGAUAUCUCUGGCAUGAAGGUGCCCUGGCUGUACGUAGGGAUGUGCUUCUCCUCUUUCUGCUGGCACAUUGAGGACCACUGGAGCUAUUCCAUCAAUUACCUGCACUGGGGAGAGCCGAAGACCUGGUAUGGAGUGCCCUCUCAUGCAGCAGAACAACUGGAGGAGGUGAUGAGAGAGUUGGCUCCUGAACUGUUUGAGUCACAGCCUGAUCUCCUGCAUCAGCUUGUCACCAUCAUGAACCCCAAUGUGCUGAUGGAACAUGGUGUGCCUGUGUACAGGACCAAUCAGUGCGCUGGUGAGUUUGUUGUGACUUUUCCUCGUGCCUAUCACUCCGGAUUUAACCAGGGCUACAACUUUGCUGAGGCCGUGAACUUCUGCACUGCAGACUGGCUUCCCAUUGGACGUCAGUGUGUGAAUCAUUACCGACGGCUAAGGCGUCAUUGCGUCUUCUCCCAUGAGGAGCUGAUCUUCAAGAUGGCUGCAGAUCCAGAGUGUUUGGAUGUGGGGCUUGCUGCCAUGGUCUGCAAGGAAAUGACUCUCAUGACAGAGGAGGAAACGCGCUUAAGGGAUUCAGUUGUGCAGAUGGGAGUGCUGAUGUCAGAAGAGGAGGUGUUUGAACUGGUUCCAGAUGAUGAGCGUCAGUGUGCAGCCUGCAGGACCACGUGCUUCUUGUCUGCUCUUACUUGCUCUUGUAAUCCUGAGCGGCUCGUAUGCCUGUAUCAUCCGACUGACUUGUGUCCCUGUCCCAUGCAGAAAAAGUGUCUCAGGUACCGGUAUCCAUUAGAGGACCUCCCUUCUCUUCUGUAUGGAGUGAAAGUUAGAGCACAGUCCUACGACACUUGGGUCAGUAGAGUUACAGAGGCACUGGCUGCCAACCUCAACCACAAGAAAGAUGUGAUUGAGUUGAGAGUGAUGUUGGAGGAUGCUGAAGACAGGAAGUAUCCGGAGAAUGAUCUCUUCCGCAGGCUCAGAGAUGCUGUGAAAGAGGCAGAGACCUGUGCUUCGGUGGCACAGCUGCUUCUGAGCAAAAAGCAAAAACACAGGCUGAGCCCAGAUAGCGGGAGGACUCGGACCAAGCUGACGGUGGAGGAGCUGAAAGCAUUUGUCCAACAGCUAUUCAGCCUUCCAUGUGUCAUUAGCCAGGCCCGACAAGUAAAGAAUCUUUUGGAUGAUGUGGAGGAGUUUCACGAGCGUGCUCAAGAAGCCAUGAUGGAUGAGAUUCCAGACUCUUCCAAGCUGCAAAUGUUGAUAGACAUGGGCUCUGGCCUCUAUGUGGAACUUCCGGAACUGCCCCGGCUGAAGCAAGAGCUGCAGCAGGCACGUUGGCUGGAUGAGGUGAGGUUGACUCUCUCGGACCCUCAGAGGGUCACUCUGGAUGUGAUGAAGAAGCUGAUUGACUCAGGUGUGGGGCUGGCACCACAUCAUGCUGUAGAAAAGGCCAUGGCUGAGCUGCAGGAGCUACUUACAGUGUCCGAGAGAUGGGAAGAGAAGGCCAAGGUCUGCCUGCAGGCAAGACCACGACAAAGUAUGAUGGCCCUGGAAAGCAUUGUGAAUGAAGCAAAGAACAUCCCAGCUUACCUGCCCAAUGUAUUGGCACUGAGAGAAGCCCUGCAACGAGCUAGAGACUGGACAGCCAAAGUGGAGGCCAUUCAGAACUGUAGCAACUACGCCUAUCUGGAGCAGCUGGAGAGCUUGUCUGCAAAAGGCCGUCCGAUACCAGUACGUCUUGAUGCCCUGCCACAGGUGGAGUCACAGGUUGCAGCAGCCCGUGCCUGGAGGGAGCGCACGGCAAGGACUUUCUUGAAGAAGAACUCAAGCUACACCCUGUUACAGGUUCUGAGCCCCCGGAAUGAUAUUGGGAUUUAUGGAAGCAGUAAGAAUAGACGGAAGAGGGUGAAGGAGUUAAUGGAGAAGGACAAAGACCUUGAUCUGGAAUCCCUGAGUGAACUGGAGGAUGGUCUGGAGGAAGCCAGGGACACUGCAUCUGUGGUGGCUGUAUUCAAGGACCGGGAGCAGAAGGAGAUCGAAGCCAUGCACGCCCUCAGGGCAGCUAACCUGGCUAAGAUGACCAUGGUGGACCAUAUAGAGGAAGUCAAGUUCUGCAUCUGUCGCAAAACGGCUAGUGGGUUCAUGCUACAGUGUGAGCUCUGCAAAGAUUGGUUUCAUAGCAGCUGUGUGCCCCUCCCCAAAACCAGUUCCCAGAAGAAGGGCUCCAGUUGGCAGGCCAAAGAAGUCAAAUUCCUGUGUCCACUCUGCAUGCGUUCUCGAAGGCCCCGACUUGAAACCAUCUUGUCUCUGCUGGUAUCCCUGCAGAAGCUACCUGUCCGGCUGCCUGAGGGGGAGGCAUUGCAGUGCCUGACCGAACGUGCCAUGAGCUGGCAGGACCGAGCACGGCAGGCUCUGGCCACUGAUGAACUGUCCUCUGCUUUGGCCAAGCUUUCUGUUCUCAGCCAGCGCAUGGUGGAGCAGGCAGCUAGGGAGAAAACAGAGAAGAUAAUCAGUGCAGAACUACAGAAAGCAGCAGCUAACCCUGACCUACAGGGUCACCUGACUAGUUUCCAGCAAUCAGCUUUUAACCGUGUGAUAGGGAGUGUGUCAUCAUCCCCACGGCAGACCAUGGACUAUGAUGAUGAAGAAACAGAUUCUGAUGAAGACAUCAGGGAGACAUAUGGAUAUGAUAUAAAGGAUAAUGCCAGUGUGAAAUCUUCAAGCAGCCUGGAACCCAACCUGUUCUGUGAUGAAGAGAUCCCCAUCAAAUCAGAGGAAGUGGUGACACACAUGUGGACAGCUCCCUCGUUCUGUGCUGAACAUGCAUAUUCAUCUGCUUCCAAAAGCUGUCCUCAAGGUCCUAGCACCCCAAGGAAGCAGCCCCGGAAAAGUCCCUUGGUGCCUCGCAGUUUGGAACCUCCGGUGCUAGAGCUGUCACCUGGUGCCAAAUCUCAACUAGAAGAUCUAAUGAUGAUAGGAGAUCUACUGGAGGUAUCUUUGGAUGAGACCCAACAUAUUUGGCGGAUUUUACAGGCCACGCAUCCACCCUGUGAAGACAGAUUCCUUCACAUCAUGGAGGAUGACAGCCUGGAUGAGAAACCAUUGAAAAUGAGAGCGAGAGAUUCUUCUGAACGGAAACGGAAGCGGAAACUGGAGAGGGUAGAGCAGUUCUUUGGAGAAGUGAAGCAGAAGUCUAAAGAGCUGAAGAAACUAGAGAAACCCAAAAAGAAAAAGUUGAAACUAACCUUGGACAAGACAAAGGAGUUGAAUAAGUUGGCCAAGAAGCUGGCCAAAGAAGAGGAGCGGAAGAAAAAGCGAGAGAAGGCAGCUGCAGCAAAAGUGGAGCUGGCAAAGGAGAGCACAGAGAAAAAGAGAGAGAAAAAGGUGCUGGAUAUCCCAUCUAAGUAUGAUUGGUCAGGAGCUGAGGAGUCUGAUGAUGAGAAUGCUGUGUGUGCUGCACAGAACUGCCAAAGGCCCUGCAAGGAUAAGGUAGAUUGGGUGCAGUGUGAUGGUGGCUGUGACGAGUGGUUUCAUCAAGUUUGUGUUGGCGUCUCUCCAGAAAUGGCAGAGAAUGAGGAUUACAUCUGUAUGAACUGCGCAAAGAAACCGAUGCAGGGCCCAAGUAGUCCAGCUCAUGCACCACCUCCCCCGUUCUUACUGAGCUACAAGCUACCAAUGGAAGAUCUCAAGGAGACAAGUUAGCAGCUACUCAGUCUCUCUGGGACUUGGGGAAAAUGGACCACCGAGACCCUACUGAAAGAGGGUGUUCGAAGCUAAUGUAGCC